Trichobilharzia regenti is the source of this 3469-nucleotide messenger RNA. Lineage: Eukaryota; Metazoa; Platyhelminthes; Trematoda; Strigeidida; Schistosomatidae. The record is from the annotation of a GenBank genome assembly.
UACAGACCACCCAAGACCGUCAAUGGACUAAUAUUUACGAAAAUAACUUAAACACACAAAAUAUUAGUCAUAACUGCGAUACACGUAACUCUACCCCAGCAUACUAUCCACAAGGAAUACCUACCUCCCCCCCAUCCAAUCUAAAUUUUCUCAGCCAACACGAAAUUUCAGCCUCAAUAUUGACGCAAAUAGCACACAUACUGUCAAGCCACUUAUCACCGGAUGGGAGGGCGAUGCAUUGGAGGCACGGUAUUAUGAACACCUCACACCCGCCGGGGUAACAAACGAUGGCACAUCUCUCUGUGCUGAUACUGGUGUAGGGCACUUUUCCAGCACUGCUAGUAAGUGGCCACCAUCUGAGUUAGCACCCAUCAAACAAUCUGUUCUAGACGCCAUAAACCUUGGAGAGAAUAUUUUUAAAGAUAUAUGCGAUUUCACCGUCACCCCUAACUCUCUCUCAUUCUGUCUUAUCAAUGCUCGCUCCUUACUCAACAAAAUGUUCGACUUCACGACAUUAUCCCUAAUUUGCAAUCCGUCUCUCAUAAUGAUUACUGAGACAUGGUGCACUCCUCAGAUUUGCGAUAAAGAUAUUUCUAUUGAUAACUAUUAUGUAUUCAGAGGCGACAGAAACUAUGGUAGAGGAGGAGGAUGUGCUAUGUAUAUCAGGUCUGAUAUUAAGGCCACACAGUGCUUCUACCCAGAGCUCAUCACAGAUAACGAUUCAGUGUGGGCUAUUCUAAGACUGUCUCACUCCAGUUCCUAUCUUAUAGGUUGCAUCUAUCACCCCCCGUGCUCAACCGUUGAAGGUAAUAUGAAGCUUGCUAGCACGUUCGCUUACGCCACUUCACUACCUCACACGGCUAAAAUUAUAUGUGGGGACUUUAAUAUGCCCGAUGUAGUCUGGCAACCACUUUCCUCACCAAAACGGUACAAUGAAUUUAUCAACAUAAUAGAAACAAAAGAAUGGCAACAACACGUACAGUAUCCUACCAGGCUAUCUAAGAUUUUAGAUCUAGUUUUCACUAAUGGUAUCAUCCCCACUACCCUUCGAGUAGGUAAAGAGUUUCCUGGCAGCGACCACAGAGUAGUAUUCGGUACAUUUAAUAUUUGCACUAGCAUGAGUUCGACAAUAAACGCCAACAAAGUAUUACUCAGGGGUUACAGACAUGCUCAGUGGGAUGAACUGAAACCAUACAUACGCACCCUAGACUGGGAGCCAUACUUUACGUGCAGCUCGGCUAUAGAGACAAACAAAUUACUCUAUGAGAACCUAGGAUUUGCACAUGACUUCAUCGCUCCAGUAAGACUUGUGAAAACGAGGCCUAAACAGCCCGACUUCAUCCCCGUAAAGAUUCGAAACCGACUGCGUAAGCAUGCUAGGCAAUUCUACAGAUUUAAUGACUUUUCAUCACUCAUUACACUCAAGCAAACUUAUGAUUCAUACAAAUCUAAUCAGUUAUCUGAGUCCAUCAAACUAGAACGCAUCCUCCACUCACGACCUGAUAAUACAGAGGCAUUAGUUAAACUAAUUAAGUCACGAAUCAACAACAACAGAAUAAGUAUCCCUAACUUAUUACUAGAUGGAGAAAAACUACACGAAGACCCGCAGGAGAUAUGUGAGUUAUUCAGCUCCCACUUUUCUAGCUACUAUACUAUCGAAGAAACAGUAGAUAGUCUUGAAGUUCCGACAAUACCAAAUCACUUUUUGGGUAAUAUAACAUUCACCCAACAAAAGAUUUCCUCCGCUAUAGCAUCCCUCCGGACAUCAUAUAACGCUGGGCCCGAUGGAAUUCCAUCUAUCUUGUUGAAAAGAGGUGGUGAGGAUAUACCCAUUAUCCUACUAAAGUUUUUCAUUCUGUCCUUAAAUAAUGGCAGUUACCCAGAAUGCUGGAAACUGUCGUUUAUAACCCCUAGGCACAAACAAGGACCAACUUCUAACAUCGAAAACUACCGACCGAUUAAUAUCACGUCAGUAGUUUCCAGGGUUAUGGAAAAGGUUAUAGGGCAAGAUAUUGCUUCAUACCUCCACCUUCACAAAGUGUUUACUCCAGCACAACACGGCUUCUUGAAAAAUCGAUCAUGCUCCACCUGCCUACUUGACUACUUUGAUGAUGUUACCGCUAAGCGUGAUCAUGGUUUGUAUGUCGCAACUCUCUUCUUUGACUUCAAAAAAGCCUUUGAUAAAGUCCCACACAAGAGACUAAUCCUUAAGCUAAAGUCGUACGGGUUCCAAGACCCCUUGUUAUCCUGGCUCAUUUCUUUCUUGGAAGAUCGUUCCCAAGUUGUGAAAUUUGCAAAUAAUUACUCGUCACCCAGACCUAUAAGAAGUGGAGUGAUUCAGGGUAGUGUACUAGGUCCACUGCUUUUCGUAAUCUACAUUAACGACAUCUGCAGCGUAAUCAAGCAUGGUACCCCAUACCUCUUUGCUGACGACUUAAAGAUUGUAUACAGCUUCCCCCAUUCUACACUAAACGAAGGAUUCACACAUAUUCAAGAUGAUCUGGAUAGGUUACAUAACUGGAGCAAUGACUGGCAACUGCCAUUCAAUUCUGAUAAAUGUGGUGUCCUAUAUUUCAAUAACUCCCAUCCGAAUUUCAGGUUACACCUAGGUAACUCUUUUCUCCAAACCCUCAGUUCCAUAAAAGACCUGGGAGUUACCUACUCACAAAACUUAACAUUCAGUCAGUACGCAAAAGCACUUGUUUCUAAAUGCCGAAGACUCACAGGCUUGUUACAUCGAAAAAUGUACACAAAUGAGGCUAAAGUCCUUUUAUACAAAGUCAUGGUUCGUCCAGUACUUGAAUACUGCACAAUUGUCUUCGGUUUCAUGCAUGGGUAUGACAGGGUUCGUAUUGAAAAUAUUCAGCGAAGUUUUACUCGACGCCUAUUAUACAAACAUGAAGGACUGACUUACGCUGAUAGGUGCAAAAUGUAUGGACUUCAGCCACUUUGGUUAAGGCGCCUGAAACUCAACCUUACAUUCCUCUUUCGCCUUUUACACGGCUACAUCAAAAGCAGUAAUCCAAUAGCUUUCAAUAAUUUACCCAUAUAUACUCUUAGGAAUCAUGAAAAUACUCUAUCCAUAAGCCGGUUCCGGACAAAACUGCGAUCACGUUUCUUUAAAAUACAGUACAGUGCAUUAUGGAACGAACUUCCACUUACUGUACGUAGUUGCCGAUCUCCUACUGAAUUCCAGCGUCUACUUAACGAGUUCCUGUCAACAAAAGAGCUUCGGUCUACUUAUCCAUACUUUAUCCAUAUGGGCCGCUCAACUAGCUUUAGUACUACAGACCCCAGUGCAAUACCCCCAAUUUGAGGAAACUCAUUUGCCCCGGCAACCGGACCUCAUCUAUAACGUGAUAAAACCAACCUAAUCUCUCCCACAUGCCUUUACCUAAGGUUCGGUUAUUCAGCUUACUAGAGAUCCUAUCGAUAUUUCUUCAAUCGGGUUUAUAAACUCAUUAGACUC